AUGCGAGCGGGCGCUGGAGCCGUGGUGGACGCCCGGGCCCUGGCGCGCCUAGGGCGUCCUGCCGCGCGUCCUCGCGCCAGCGCACUCUCUGCACCCUGCCCUAGACCCUCGCGCGGACGCGCGCCAGGCGAGACCGCCCUCUCAGGCAGCGCACGCCGCGCGGCGCGGGGAGGCUUGCAGCAGACGAGGGCCGCGGAGGACGAGGAAGUGGACGUUGAUAGCUGCUACAUUGCCAGCAUCAAUGUAGACAACGAUCUGGAGGACGAGUACACGAUCAUGCAAGUGCAGACACAGGACUACCCGGGCCUGCUGCGGAUCAUCGCGUGGGUGCUCACAGGGCUCGAUAUCGUCGUCGCGAAGGCUUCGCUCGCCACGGAAGAGGACGGGGCCGUUGACGACAAGUUCUGGCUACAGACGCGCAGCGGCCGGAAGCUCGCGGAAGUCGACGCCAAGCUCCUCGUCGAGCGCAUGUCGGACUUCAUCAACCAGUGCGUCCCAGCCACCUCGCUCCUGUCGUCCGACGUGCUGACGUCAGCCAACAUCGUCAUGGACAACAGGUCCGAGGAGAGAUUCUCGGUUCUGCACGUGUGCGUGCCGCUCGAGCAGCUCGCGCCCGGCUCGGGCUACACCUCCGCCGGGUACAUGUCCUCCGGCCCGCCGUCCGCGCCCCCGACCGCGGGCUUCGGCAACCAGGCCAACAUCAACCACGCGGGCAACGGCGCCGCGAACGGCGCCGGCCUGGUGAACGGGCACAGCAAGAAGGCGCCGGCCUCGAAGAACCGCCCGAAGCGCCUCAUGGAGCGCGUCGACAACACGGGCCUCCUGCUCGACUUCGCGACGGUCCUCAACAGCAGCGGCAUCACGGUGCGCAGCGCGAUCAUUCAGCAGCAGAGCGAGGUCGACGACGACUGCAUGUGCCUGCUGAAGCACCUCGACACGAUGCGGCAGGGCGGGGACGUCGUGGUGUACGUGUUCAAGGUCACGGACGCCACUGGCUCGAAGCUGGACUUCUCGCUGGCAAGUGGGCUCAUGUACAGCAUGGAGAUGGUGCUGGCGUCGGCGCCGGGGGCGGGGCUGAGCGGCGUGCGCGGGGCGUCGUCGCCGCUCGCGCAAACGAUCUCGAGCCCGGCGCAGUGA
Molecule: messenger RNA, 1137 nt
Organism: Pedinophyceae sp. YPF-701
Lineage: Eukaryota; Viridiplantae; Chlorophyta; Pedinophyceae
Source: the annotation of a GenBank genome assembly